GUACUCGGCGUGCGUGCUCGUCGCGUGCUGGAGCUCAGACGGGCGCAGUGAACUACGGGCGUGUUGCGAGAGCCCCUAUCAGUAGCCUCGAACGAUUCAGCUGCGACGCACCGCCAUAUACAUAUAUUAGCUUCAGAGAGCAGCUCUCUAAACACGGUCGGAGAGCAGCCAUGGACGCCGGCCUCCCGACCGGCUUAUUAGAGCGCUACCCCCACCACCGCGCAACUUUGCAACGCCUCGACGCGCUCGACCAGCGCAUCGACGACUUGGAAAGACGCGCGGCCGUGCGCCGGAGUCAACGCGGCACACCAGGCUUCUCCGCAGCAGCCAGAGCGCGCGGAGUACUAAGAGUGUGGUGCUCCCACCGCGUCGCCACCAGAACGUCAACCCAACCCUCACCGAAGAAACGCGCCAAGACGGAGAAUGCAGGCGAGGAGCACUUCUGGGAGCUGACGAUUGAUGGCAAGGUCAUCGAUGAUGGUUGUGACGGCCAAAAUCAAAUCUCGGCCGACGCUCGGACCUUCGGCGACCUCGUGGAUCGCGUGGAAGUAAGCUUGGACCGCAAGCAGGGCAAGGGCGCGACAAUCUGCUGGCGGCCGUCGCCGCGAGAUAGACGCGUCGACGGUUUGGUCCUAUCCAGAGCCUUUAAACCGGGCGCGAAGGCGUCUUGUUUAAUUAGAGUCUCAAUCUUCGCGCGGCGCCGCGCCUUCGACCGAGACCGGGUGAAGCUGGGUCCAUCAUUACAAAAGCUCAUGCGCAUCACGCGGGACGAGGAGACGCGCGACAAUGUGGUGCGGGCGAUUUCGCGAUAUGUCGACGUGAAGAACCUGCGGGACGCGCGCGACGGCCGGCAGAUUCAAUGCGACGCGGUCCUGCAGGGCUGUCUGGGCGUCCCGUCGUUCAAUUUCACGCAGCUCGAGGAAUUAUUGCAGCCCCAUUUACUGGUGCCGGAGCCCGUGUUUUUAGAUAGACAAUUAUCUGCUGGCGACGCGGACCCGGAGCCGCAAUUUAUGGACGUGCCCGUGGACAUUCCUAUUAGAAGGCCGCUCCACGCGCCGCUGGCGAACGACGACCACCGGGGUAGGGAUUUGGAGGUGCUGCUGGUCGCGAGGGCGCGGGCGGCGUGGGCGGCGCACGCGGCGGCAUCGUCGUCGUGAGGCCGGGUAAGUCAUGUUAACGUAUGCGG
This is a messenger RNA of Pelagomonas calceolata, 1186 nucleotides long. Lineage: Eukaryota; Pelagophyceae; Pelagomonadales; Pelagomonadaceae. The record is from the annotation of a GenBank genome assembly.